AUGCCAAGAAAGGGAAAAGCAUCUCAAAGAGCCAGAGAUAAAGUUCACAACAGAUGGGUAGCAGAGACUCCCUCAAAGGAUGGUAAGGAUUCUGUUUCAGGUGCUGAUCCUUUAAAUGCCUUGAAGUUGGUACCUCUUCAAGGAAGUCUGCCUAUCCCUGAGAGGGGUAACAUAGCUAUGUCUGACUCGCCAGCGUGCGUUUGUACACCAGCGAGUGUACCUUCACCAGUGUGUGAAGCAGGGCAGACGCCACUAACUGACUCGCCGCGAUGCGUUUGUACACCAGCGAGUGUACCAUCACUGUCAGAAGUGGGUGAUGCAGUUAGUAAGACAAAUCAGAAAAGAAAAGAACAGGAAUUUCAUGGUGAUAGAAGUCAGGAGUCAUACCCCCAGAGAGGGAAUAUUCAACUAGGGGAUGUUAAAGAAAUAAGAGAAAGAGAUAAAUCGGGUAGGGAUAUUGGAACUGGAAUGUUUUUAUCUGUUCAAGGAAACUAUCAUCAGGGCUGGACUGAUCUGUUUGGAAUUACAAGUGGUAAACAGUGCGUGGCUAAUGCAUUAUCAAGCAUAAUUUUUUCCAAGGUAAAAAAUCCAAAUUCUUGGUUGUCCUCAGAUAUUGACAGAAUUUUGAUUACUGGGAAUGAAUUAUAUGGUUAUCUGCAAGCAAGUUCAACUGUGCAAAACGAAUAUUUAUUAAUAAAUGAACUACCAAGUGAGAUAGAAGUUUAUGAAAAAUGCUUUUCUGUGCAAACUUUUGAAUCACAAGUUGGUCUAAUGGGAAAUGAUAAAAGAUUAAGAAUUGAUGGUGAAUCAUUUGGCAUGUCCAUUUUAGAGGCAUUGCAAAGGUCAUUUGAAAUUGCUGAAUGUUCUUUUGUUUGCUUUGGUGGGAACACUUUUUCUGUGAUCAAAGUUGGAAACCGAUACUUUCUUUUUGAUUCCCAUGCAAGAGAUCAGAAAGGAUUACUGGAUGCCAAUGGAAAAAGUACGUUGAUUGGAAUAGAGACAUUGGAAGGUGUGGCGCAACAUUGUUCACUGUUGGCGUUUUCUCUUUCUAUUGAUCAGAACUCUCAGUUUGAACUAACUCCGGUAAAUAUCAUUGAAUUAGGUAGAGAUGUCAUACAAGUAAUAGGGGAAAGUUCAUCUGAUAUAAUAGCAGGAUUUAAAAAAGGUGAUGUCCUUCUUGACCAAUAUUUUCAAGAUCAAGAACGUAGACAGAAAGAUGUUGUCAAAAGAAAAGAGGAAGGAAAGAUCAAGUGUUCUAGAAAAGAUUACAUUAAAAAUUACAUGAAAAACUGGAGAAAAUUAGAACAUGCUAGGAAAGUUGAGAAAGUAAGAGACAAAAUAGCAAAGCAAAAAAAUAGAUCAGACAUAAAAAAGAGAAACAUUGAGAAAGCAAGGGAAAGAACAGGAAGACAAUUGAAACGACAAGUCAAAGACAUGAGAAACACUGAGAAAGAAAGGGACAAAACAGCAAGACAAGUAAAACGGUUAGACAAAGACACAAGAAACAUCGAGAAAGAAAGGGACAAAACAGCAAGACGAGCAAAACGGUUAGACAAAGACGCAAGAAACAUUGAGAAAGAAAGAGACAAAACGGCAAGACGAGCAAAACGCUUAGAGAAAGAGUCGAGGAACAUUGAGAAAGAAAGGGACAAAACAGCAAGACAAGCGAAACGCUUAGAGAAAGAGUCAAGGAACAUUGAGAAAGAAAGGGACAAAACAGCAAGACAAGCGAAACGCUUAGAGAAAGAGUCGAGGAACAUUGAGAAAGAAAGGGACAAAAGUGCAAGGCAAAGCAAGAGAAAUGACCCAAUAUUUAGACUUUCUGAGAAAGAAAAAGAGAGAAUUGCUAAACAAAAAGAAAGAGCCAAUAUAGAUGUAAUGAAUAAAGAACGUGACAGAGAUGUCAGAAGAAAACGGAAAUGUAGGGAAGAUUCUGCAUUUUCUGAAUUGGAACGCAUUAGAAAAUCUGUGAAAAGAAAAAGUUUUGAUUAUCGUGAGAUUGAACAAACUAGAGAAAAGAGUGCUAAAGCCCUAAAAAGAAAAGAUCCACAUUUUUGUAGGACAGAAAUGAUUUCAAGAAAACGGAGAAAGUACGGAACAACACUGACAGAAACAAUAUCAGUGUUUAACAAAAGAAUAGAAGAAGGGCCAUUAUAUGUAUGUACUUGCUGUAACCAGACCUGGUUUUCUCAUUCAGUUGUUGAUAGCAGCUUUCUUAGAAAAACUUUACCAUCUGAAGAUGUUGCAAAAUUUCUCACCAAAUAUAUCUCAGUUGAAGGAAAAGAGUGGAUAUGUUUAACGUGUAAGAAAACAAUACAAGAAAAGAAAAUGCCAAAGUUGUCAUUAGCAAACCAUGUACAAUUUCCUACCAAACCAGAAGAACUUGAACUUCAUCAGUUAGAAGAACGCCUCAUAGCUUUACGAAUUCCAUUUAUGCAGCUAAGAGAGUUGCCCAGAGGAAGACAGUUAUCUAUCAAAGGAAAUGUUGUUAAUGUUCCAGUAGAUAUACAACCAACUGUAAACUCCUUACCAAGACAGUUUAACAAUGACAUAACAGUGCCAGUCCGAUUAAAGAGAAGACUAAGUUACAAAACUUGUGAUUUUGUAGAAAAUGUCAGACCAAAGCAUGUAAUCAUUGCAUUACACUGGUUAAUGAGAAAUAGCCAAAUGUACAAAGAUGCAAAGAUUCAGGUAGAUGAAGAUUGGGAAGCCAGAAUAACCGCAGAUAGCAGUGAAAUCAUUGCCGAAUAUUUUAACACAAGUACAUCUGAAGGAAGGAAUACAAAUCUUGGUGUUACAUCAGAUGAGAAAGAAGAAAGUACAUUUAAGGAAAUCGAUGAAAGAGAAGGACAUUCUGGCAGCUGCGACACAUUACUGGAUGAUGCAAAUCCUGUUCAAGAUCAGGUAUAUACAUUCGCUCCAGGAGAAGGACAGACACCACUGAGUUUGUACACUGAUAAGGACGCAGAAUUCUUGUCUUUUCCAACUAUUUACUGUGGCCAGAGGAUGGCAUCAAAUGAUGAUCGUGAAGUUAAAGUUCAUUACAGUGAUCUUGUGAAAUGGGAACUAAGAAACAUUGACAGACGUGCAGCAAACAGUGUGCCAAAUUUAUUUUUCAAAAUGAAGAGAAUUCAGAUGAAGCAGAUAUCGGAUAAAGUCAACCUUGUAUUAAGAAGAUGUAAGGGCACAGAGAAGAAAUUAACAGCUGGUGAUGUUCUCAAUCAAGAAGUACCUGACAAGAUAACAAGAUUAGAUGAGGGAUAUUACAUUUUUAGAACUUUGCGUAACAGUCCUCCCUAUCUAGAGGCAAAGAAGAAGGAGUUGUUUGCCAUGAUUAGACAACUGGGAUUACCAACUUGGUUUGCAUCUUUAUCAGCAGCAGAUACAAGAUGGCCUGAGUUGCUCAAAACUCUUGCUCAACUCAAUCUCAAGAAAUCACUUACGGAUGAGGAAGUAGACAGGUUGACAUGGGCUGAAAAAACUGAUUUGGUGCAAAAAGAUCCUGUGACAUGUGUUCGCUUUUUUGAUCACAGAGUACAUGUGUUUAUCAAUACAGUUUUGAAGAGUGAACAUCAUCCUGUUGGGGAACUGAUAGAUUUUUUUUAUCGUGUUGAAUUUCAGCACAGAGGAUCACCUCACAUUCACAUGCUCAUGUGGAUUAAAGAUGCUCCAAAAUUUAAGGAAGAUCCAGUUACUGACAUUGCAAAAUUUAUAGAUCAGUAUGUAUCUUGCUCUACAAAUUGUGAUGAUGAAGUUGCACCUUUUGUAGAAUUACAAAUUCACAAACAUUCCAGAACUUGCAGGAAAAAAGGAAAAGACAUUUGUCGAUUUGGAUUUCCUCAGCCUCCUAUGGAUUCAACUUUGAUCUUGGAACCUUUAUCAGCAGAUGAUUCAGAUGCAUUGACAUACAAAGAAAUUUUUACAAAGGUGAAGAAAGAAUUAGCAGAUAUGAAAGAAGGGAAAAACAUUUCUUUUAGUGAAUUUUUACAGUCACUGAACCUGGAGAAAGAAGAUUACAUAAAGUCGAUCAGAAGUUCCCUUGAUGGACCACAACUUUUUUUGAAGAGAAGCCCACGUGAAAUAAGAGUAAAUCCUUACAUGAAAAAUGUUUUGACAGCAUGGCGAGCUAAUCAUGACUUGCAGUUUGUCCUAGACCCAUAUGCAUGUGCUAUGUACAUUGUGUCCUACAUUAGCAAGUCUCAACGUGGAAUGAGUAAUCUGCUUGACCAAGCAUGUAAGGAAGCAAGAGAAGGAAAUAUGGAUUUGAAAAAACAGGUUCGCCACAUGGGAAACAAGUUCUUGAAUGCAGUUGAGAUAAGUGCACAAGAAGCUGCAUACUUGAAUUUACAAUUGCCUUUAACAAAAAGUUCAAGAGAUGUUGUAUUUAUAAAUACUUCACCACCAGAAGAAAGAACUCUUCUAUUGAAAUGUAAGUCUGCUUUAGAAGAAUUGCCAGAGAAUUCCACAGACAUUCAUGCAAGCAGUGUGAUCAAGCGUUAUUCCCAAAGGCCAAGGCAACUUGAAAACUGGUGUUUAGCAGACUAUGCCGCAGAACUAGAAAUUGUAUAUCCAAAAGAACUCAAAGAAAAUGAUGAGCUCCUAGAGCAAAAUGAUGAUUCUGAAGAUGAACAAGAAUUAAGAGACUUGGAAGAUGAAGAGAUCAAUUCAGAGCUGAUUAGGAUAGUUUUGAAAAAUGGCAUCAUCAUAAGACAAAGGAGGAAGGCUAAAUGCAUUCUUUAUGUCAACUACUCCAUCAAAGUUGAUUCUGAAAAUCAUUAUAGAGAAAAGAUUUUACUUUUCCAUCCAUGGAGAAAGGAAGAAAUAGACAUUAAAGGAAACAAAUCAACAUAUGAAGAAAAAUACAACCAACUGAAGAGUUUUAUAGGUGCUAAAGUAAAGAAGUAUGAACGCAAUGCAGAGGAGCUGGAAGAGGCACAAAGGCAAGCUGAAGAGGUUGAUGUACAAUUUGAUAGAGUAGCACCUAAUGCAGAGCAAACUGAACAAGAGGACUUAGAUGAAGGCAGUAGGGAAAGUGAGAAAUUUGUGUAUUUUGACCCAAAGCGUCCUGAAAAUCACCAGAUCUAUGACAUUGGAGUAGAUCUUGGAUUACCUAGUAGUUCUACUAAUGAUGAUCAAACUCUUCAGUACAAAAUGACAAAUGAGAUGUAUUUUCAGCUAGUUAGCAAGUUAAACAAAAAGCAAAUGGAGUUUUUUACUCAUGUGCUUCAUUGGAUUAAAACCAAAAAAGAACCACUAAGAGUUUUCCUAACUGGUGGUGCAGGAGUUGGUAAGUCUGUUGUUGUAAGAGCUUUGUAUGAGGCACUCACAAGACACUAUUGCUCUACUGAAGGGGAAAAUCCAGAUGACUGCAAGGUUCUACUUUGUGCUCCAACCGGAAAAGCUGCAUUUAAUAUAAAGGGACAGACAAUACAUUCAGCAUUCAAAAUUCCAGCAAGUCAGGGAUUUAACUGCAAGCCCCUUGAUAGUGAAUCUUUGAACAGCCUUAGAACAAAGUACACAUAUUUGUCAACGGUCAUCAUUGACGAGGUUUCUAUGGUUGGAAAUUCACAAUUAAAUUGUGUACAUGAGCGUUUGAAGAUGAUAAAAGGCAGCAAAGAAUACUUUGGAGGUAUCAAUGUCAUUUUGAUUGGGGAUCUUUUCCAGUUAAAGCCAGUGAUGGAUGGAUGGGUUUUUGAUGACUUGAAGAAAAACUUUGGACCACUGGCAACAAACUUGUGGCGGGAAUUGUUCACAAUGCAUGAACUAACGGAAAUAAUGAGGCAGAAAGAUGAUGUUCAUUUUGCUGAGUUACUCAACCGUUUACGAGAAGGAAAUCAAACUGAAGCCGAUAUAAAAACUUUGAAACAGCGCUGUAUAGAUGACUCACAACCUGUAUAUCCAAGAGAUGCUCCGCGAUUGUAUACAAGAAAUGAAAGUGUGAAUGCCUACAACAACCAAGUGUUUCUGCUAGCUGAUGGUGAAAAGGUCAAUAUACCAGCUCAUGAUUCAGUAGUAGGUAGGGAAAAUUUAAUACAGCACUUGAAUUUGCCAGAUGACUCAUCUAAAACAGCUGGAUUGGCUAAAAAUGUUCCCAUAGCACUUGGUCUCCAGUAUGAAAUCACUGCAAAUUUAUGUGUUGAGGAUGGGCUCACAAAUGGUACAUCAUGUAAGGUAGAGUACAUAGAGAGGAGACAAGAAAGCACUGAGAGGCCAAGUAUAAUAUGGGUUUCUUUUGAUGACAGAAAUACUGGAAAAUCAUGGAGAUAUCAGUAUAGACAUCUGUUUGGGCAUGGAGUAGAUAAGUCUUGGACACCAAUAUUUGAUGUGAGAAGAAGCUUUCAGUACCUGAGACACACUGUUGUACGUAUACAAUUUCCAUUGCGACUUUCUGCAGCCAAGACUGUACACAAAUCUCAGGGAGACACAAUGGAUCAAGCUGUAAUAAAUCUUGAUAUGAAUCCAAAAUUUACAUUGCCACACAUUCACUAUGUUGCUCUAAGCAGGGUUAAGAAGAUUACAGGACUUCAUAUCUUGAGUUUAAAUGAAAACAAAAUUUGUGCAUCUGAGAAGGUGAAAAAAGAAAUGAGUAGGCUACGGACAGAAGCAACAUUACAGUUAUGUUAUCAGCCCAUGGAUUCUACAAGCAACCAGACCAUAAGCAUUGCAUUUCAGAAUGUGAGAUCACUGCAUGCCCACUUUGCAAGUUUCAAAAAUGAGCCAAAUCUUCAACAGUCUCAUAUCAUAGGAGUGUCUGAAACAUGGUUGACAGCAUCAGAUGAAAAUGAAGAUUAUGAAUUGGAGAAUUACAACAUGUUCAGGUUGGAUUUUGAAAUGAAUCAGCAAUGUGGGAGACCCCAUAGAGGCAUGAUUACAUACAUUAGAAAUGACUGUCAAAUCAUUAAUCAUGUAAGCCACUCAGACAAAGACCUAGAAUGGCAGUACAGUGAAGUAAAGUGCAAAAAUGAGAAUUAUCAAGUUGUUAUGCUAUAUAGAAGUCCAAGUUCUACUGUUGAAAGGGCAAAAAACAACUUUAUCAACAAAUUGUCAAAAGUACUCAAGAAUCAGCAGAAUGUAAUCAUUAUUGGGGAUUUCAAUAUAGAUCUAUCUCAUGGGGGCUCUUCAGUGGCUACAUAG
Messenger RNA from Saccostrea cuccullata (small rock oyster), 7134 nucleotides. RefSeq lists its product as uncharacterized. Gene Ontology annotation, molecular function: DNA helicase activity. Lineage: Eukaryota; Metazoa; Mollusca; Bivalvia; Ostreida; Ostreidae. Gene Ontology annotation, biological process: DNA repair; telomere maintenance. The coding region runs from base 1 to 7134 and encodes 2377 amino acids. The transcript has 2 exons. The record is from RefSeq and is a predicted model, not a curated record.